CUUCGUGAAGAGCCCAAGCCUGGAGACCUGAUUGAGAUUCCCCGCACUGGCUCCUCGCACUGGGCCCUCUAUGUGGGCGAUGGUUAUGUGGUCCACCUGGCUCCCCCAGGGGAGAACUCUGAGGCUGGCGCCCCCACCGGCAUAAGGGUGGUGAAAAGAGAGCUCCUCAUGGAAGUGGUGGGAAACUGCUCCUAUAAGGUCAUCAACCACUUGGACCACCAGUACAAACCACGGCCCAUAAAGGAGAUGCUCAAUGCUGGGAAGGAGAUGGUUGGUAAGGAGAUGGAGUACAGUGACCUGAGCAGGAACUGUGAGCACUUUGUCACGGAUCUGAGAUAUGGCAAAGCCCGCAGUCGGCAGUUUCGUGCAGAGCCCAUGCCUGGAGACCUGAUUGAGAUUUCCCGCACUGGCUCCUCGCACUGGGCCCUCUACGUGGGCGAUGGUUAUGUGGUCCACCUGGCUCCCCCAGGGGAGAAGUCUGAAGCUGGAUCCCCCACUGGCUUAGGGGAGGUGAAAAGGCAGCUCCUGGCGGAAGUGGUGGGAAACUGCUUCUAUAAGGUCAACAACCACUUGGACCACCUGUACAAACCACGGCCCAUAGAGGAGAUGCUCAGAUCUGGGAAAGAGAUGGUUGGUAAGGAGAUGGAGUACAGUGAUAUGAGCAGGAACUGUGAGCGCUUGGUCACCAAUAUGAGAUACGGCAAGGCACGCAGCCGGCAGUUUCGUGCAGAGCCCAAGCCUGGAGACCUGAUUGAGAUUUCCCGCAUCGGCUCCUCGCACUGGGCCCUCUAUGUGGGCGAUGGUUAUGUGGUCCACCUGGCUCCCCCAGAGGAGAACUCUGAGGCUGGCGCCCCCACCGCUUUAGGGGUGGUGAAAAAGGAGCUCCUUGUGGAAGUGCUGGAGUACUGCUCAUAUAAGGUCAACAACUAUUUGGACCACCUGUACACACCACGGCCCAUAAAGGAGAUCAUCAAGUUUGUGAACGGGUUGGUUGGUAAGAAGAUGGGGCAGCCGGAUAAGAAAAUGAACUGUGAGCACUUUGUCACGGAUCUGAGAUAUGGCAAUGCCCUCAGCGGGCAGUUGGUUGAAGAUCCCAGGCCUGGAGACAUGAUUGAGAUCUCUCACAGGCUCUACCGUGACUGGGCGCUCUAUGUGGGCGAUGGUUAUGUGAUCCAUCUGACUGCUCCAG
Molecule: messenger RNA, 1189 nt
Organism: Myotis lucifugus (little brown bat)
Lineage: Eukaryota; Metazoa; Chordata; Mammalia; Chiroptera; Vespertilionidae
Exons: 7
Biological process (GO): N-acylphosphatidylethanolamine metabolic process
Cellular component (GO): cytoplasm
Molecular function (GO): glycerophospholipid phospholipase A1 activity; A2-type glycerophospholipase activity
Source: RefSeq, a predicted model, not a curated record